AUGGACAUGCCGUCAGACUGCGAGAGCUCAGACCUUUCUGAUGCUCAACUGGAAGAACGGCGAGAGUCUGACCCUCGAGGCAGUAUGGCUCCUUCUGAAGCCAGAGCCCCUAUGGAUUCACCUUUCGAAAUGCAUCCUGCAUUCUUUGAUGUUGGGCUACAAUUGAAGAGAUUAGCAGUGCCAUCUCAGUCAAGAGCACCAAUAUUUGACAUUUUGUCCCCUGAUUGGAUGAAAACUGAGCACUGGUUUAAGCCGCCAAGCCUGGGAAUGGUGCCUGCAGUAGUUACACCACAUGAUACAGGCAAUGCUUUGCCAGUUUCAGGAUUGGCCACAAAUAUGGCGGCCAACCGUUUGAGACACUCCCAGUUGGUUAAAACGGACGACCACGUGCAAUGGGAAGCCUUGAAGAAGUUCAAGACACUGCUGCUCUGUGAUCCAGCAGCUACCGAACUGGGACGCUCCCUCGUCUCAGGUGUUAGCCUUUUGACAGACGAAGCAGAAUGGUCUCGUUCACUCAGCGAUGCCUUUGCUGGAAAGGCGGUAGCCACUCUUGCAAAGAGGUCCUCUGCUUUAUGGAGGUUUCACAAUUGGAGCAUUGAGAAUGGCAUAGGCCUUGCUAUGUGUGCAACAGAGAGUGUCAUUAGCAGAUACAUGCAGUUUUUGAAGGAACAUGGAUAUCCUACGACAGGCUCAGCUUUCCUCCAGACUUGGACAUCUCUGCAUCAUCAGAUCUGGUUGAAACGGCGUAUGACGACGGGCGAGGCUCAAUUGUUCCUGAAAGAGUUCAUGGCCUCCUCAGGUUUCAGUGAGGAGGAGUUGACUCGGAUUGGAUGCCACUCCUUGAACUGCACCCUCCUCUCCUGGACCUCCAAGGACGCUAUCUUCCAAUCCCAGACAGACUUUUUAUGGGCCACCAUUUGUCCAAAAGAGAACCAGUCAGCUGUUGUGUACUCCAGGGAUGAGCUGACACGUGUUGCAGUGGUGAUUUAUCAAAUGACCAGGGACACGGAAAACAAACACUUCAAACCAGAUGCCCCCAGAGCUGAACGUAUUGCAGACCAGGUUGAGCUGACAGAUUCAGAGAGUCAACAAGCCGACUUAAGCAAUGACGAGCCUAGACAAGAGGACGUCGAGAGUACGCCAUGCAACAUGGGCCAAAGGGCACCGUGGGAUGAUUUGCCGCUGGACGAGCUGAGGAGACUGAAGGUCCAUACCUUCUCUGGUGUUGCCCACAUUGCUUCGAAGCGAGACCCCCACAGAUUUGUGUGUGGGAGAAGAACUACGAAGAACUAUGGGCGCGUCCCAGAGGGAUCGAACCAUGCAGACAUGCCAAUUUGCAUGCAGUGCCGCAAGUGA
Messenger RNA from Cladocopium goreaui, 1356 nucleotides. Lineage: Eukaryota; Dinophyceae; Suessiales; Symbiodiniaceae. The record is from the annotation of a GenBank genome assembly.